Messenger RNA from Daldinia caldariorum, 2134 nucleotides. Its product is annotated as amino acid transporter. Gene Ontology annotation, biological process: transmembrane transport; amino acid transport. The record is from RefSeq and is a predicted model, not a curated record. Gene Ontology annotation, molecular function: transmembrane transporter activity. Lineage: Eukaryota; Fungi; Ascomycota; Sordariomycetes; Xylariales; Hypoxylaceae. The transcript has 3 exons. Bases 255 to 1829 code for a protein of 524 amino acids. Gene Ontology annotation, cellular component: membrane.
UACUUCCUCGCUUUUCACUUUUUGUACCUUUUUCUUUCUUGUCAACUCGAGUAACAUAGCAGUUAUACACCGCUCCAUACUAUUGCUUAUGGUACGGGAAUAAUUCUCGAAUAAGUCUAAAGACUUACCUACCUACCUACCUACCUAAAGCUUAUAAGACACAUCCUAGCGGUUAUAUUCGGCCAUUAGAAGAGGAGAGGAGCAAGGAGAAGAGGCGACGGGCAAGAGAAAGAAGUAUCGCAACAUCAGUAACGAUGGACAGCAUCGUUCUUCAAGAUGAUGCCGCCGCUUUGGCCCAACUAGGGCAUAAGCAAGAAUUAAAGCGUAACUUCUCUAUGAUCUCAAUGUUAGGACUCGCCUUUGCCAUCCUAAACACUUGGACCGCCCUCGCCGCCUCCAUCACGCUAGCGUUACCCUCCGGCGGCCCCAGCGCCGUCGUCUGGGGUCUCAUCGUCGCCGGCGUGUGCAACUUGUGUCUCGCCGCCUCCCUUGCCGAGUUCCUCUCCGCGUGGCCGACCGCGGGAGGACAGUACCACUGGGCGGCCAUUGUGGCGUGGAGGAACUGGAGCCGCGGCAUCAGCUACGCGACAGGUUGGAUAAACGUCAGCGGCUGGGUUGCGCUAACGGCCACCGGAGGCUUGCUCGGCAGCACGUUUAUCAUAAAUAUCAUCUCGCUGCUUCACCCCAACUACGAGGCCGAACCGUGGCAUCAGUUCCUUAUUUAUAUCGGAUUCACGCUGAUCUCGCUAGCCAUCAACGCCUUCUCGACGCGUCUGCUGCCGCUGUUCACCAAGGCCGCGUUUUUCUGGAGUUUGGCGGGUUUUGUGGUGAUUAGUAUUACGAUAUUGGCUUGCUCGUCACCCGAAUACCAGAGCGGCGAGUUUGUGUAUGGAGAAUUCAUCAACGAGGUUGGCUGGCCCGAUGGUCUGGCUUGGUUACUGGGAUUGCUGCAGGGCGCCUUCGCACUCACGGGUUUCGAUGCCGUGGCCCAUAUGAUUGAAGAAAUCCCACAACCUCACGUGAAAGGCCCGCGUAUCAUGCUGGCGUGUAUUGGCAUUGGCAUGAUAACCGGUUUCAUAUUCUUGAGCUGCCUGCUCUUCUGUGUCAACGACAUCGACACGGUGAUCAACUCCAGGGCGGGGCCGCUUCUCCAGAUAUUUAUAGACUCGACACGCAGCCCAGCAGGCAGCGUGUGUCUGCUCAUGUUUCCGCUAGUAUGUAUGUUGUUCACUAGCACGACGUUGAUGACGACAAGCAGUCGUAUGUCGUAUGCCUUCGCCAGAGAUCGCGGACUCCCCUUCAGCAGAAUCUUUGCGCAGGUUCAUCCGCAGCUGGACGUGCCCCUAAACGCGCUGCUGUGGACUGCUGCUUGGGUGGUUGUGUUUGGGUGUAUCUUCCUCGGAUCCACUAGCACGUUCAACGCCAUCACGUCGGCCUCUGUCGUUGCCCUCGGCAUUACGUACGCCAUCCCGCCGUGUAUCAACGUGCUUCGUGGGCGAAGAAUGUUACCGGAAAACCGGGCGUUCAAGCUGCCAGGGGUCCUUGGCUGGAUUCUGAACCUGGUUGGCAUUGGCUGGACGAUCCUAACGACGGUGCUGUUCGUUUUCCCGCCCGAGAUCCCCGUUACGAGCGAAAACAUGAACUACUGUAUUGUCGCAUUUGGUGUUAUCCUGUUGAUAUCCGUGGUCACAUGGAUAUUUGAUGGGCGCAAGAACUACGCCGGGCCUCACGUCGAAGUGGAAGGAUUAGAAGGGAAGGUUGGGGGAGUGGAAGCUGUGCACGAACAUCCCGUUGAGGCUGGCGAUAUGGCCAAGGGUGUAUCUAAGUAGAUAUGAGUCUGGUUGGUGAAAUAUCUUAGAAAAGAGAAAAGAGGUCAAGAGGCUUUUUGACGGCUUAGAUAAAAAUGCAUAGCAGAGUAGAGCAGAGCAUAAGAACAUACCAGGGAAUAGACGCCAUCAUCAGAUAAUGUUGAUACUGAAGAUCCGCAUGAAAUUCAUUGUCUUGCAUUGUCUUGGAUCGUCUUCCAAAUCCUGGUCGUGUCUUGGAUAUGCUACCAUAUUAGGAAAUAGCAUACCUGCGACUUAUUCAAGUAUUGGUGUUGGUGUUGGUGUUAGUGUUGGGGUGUCGGUGAUGA